This is a messenger RNA of Abrus precatorius (Indian licorice), 519 nucleotides long. RefSeq names its product P24 oleosin-like. Bases 1 to 519 code for a protein of 172 amino acids. The transcript has a single exon. The record is from RefSeq and is a predicted model, not a curated record. Gene Ontology annotation, biological process: lipid storage; response to freezing; seed oilbody biogenesis. Gene Ontology annotation, cellular component: membrane; monolayer-surrounded lipid storage body. Lineage: Eukaryota; Viridiplantae; Streptophyta; Magnoliopsida; Fabales; Fabaceae.
AUGGCUGAAAUACGUACACAACCCCAUCAGGUGCAAGUCCACACAACAACAACACACCGUUACGAAGGAGGUGCCACCACCCAACCCCGUUAUGAAGGUGGUGUUAAGACCCUCUUCCCUCAGAGAGGCCCUUCCACCUCUCAAGUUCUUGCAGUUGUCGCCGGUGUUUUCAUAGGUGGCACACUGCUCUUUCUCUCCGGCAUUUCGUUGAUCGCCAGCCUAAUUGGGUUGGCGAUCACAACACCGCUUUUUAUCCUGUUCAGCCCGGUGUUAGUUCCGGCCACCAUCACCAUCGGGUUAGCGGUGGCCGGAGUUUUAGCAUCAGGCGCGUGCGGGUUGAUGGGGUUAAUGUCAUUCUCGUGGGUGAUAAACUAUGUGCGGCAGACGCAAGGGACGGUGCCGGUGCAGCUUGAUGCGGCUAAGCGGCGCGUGGCGGAUAUGGCAAGUUACAUGGGGCAGAAGACAAAGGAGGUGGGGCAAGACAUUCAGACAAAAGCACAGGAAGCAAAGAGAAUAUGA